AUGUUUCAGGUGUAAUGAGCGAGCCUGUAAUUAAAAAUGAGAAAGAUUUUCUCGCAGCUCUGAGCAAACCAGACUCGGCUGCCAAAGUAGCUCAGAACGAGAAACUGCGCAAGACGGGCAUUAAACUGGUGAUGGUAGUGGGAGGAGCUGCGCUGGGCUUAACUGUGGCCACGAUUCCCUUCUGUAUUCCAGCUGUGAGGAAAGUGUGUGUGCCCUAUGUUCCAGCUACACCUGUACAGAUCAACAAUAUUCUGCAGUGUCUCAAGACACACGCGCGUCCAAAUGGAAAAGUGCUCGACCUUGGAAGCGGCGAUGGCAGAGUGUGUUUUGCAUGCGCUAAAGACGGGUACAAGGCAACAGGCGUGGAAUUGAAUAGUGUACUAUGGAUGUGGUCCAACUUCCGAAAGUACACGCGUGGGUUUAGGUCAAACACAACAUUCAAACGAAGGAAUCUUUUCAAAGAAGAUUUGGGAAAGUAUGAUGCUGUCACCAUCUUCGGAGCCCCGACUCUGAUGCAAGCCCUGGAACCCAAGGUGACAAAAGAGUGCACAGAAGCAACUAAGUUUGUAGUGUGUCGGUAUCCAUUUCUGAAAUGGGCGCCAAACUACACGUACGGAAACGGAAUUGAUUGCGUGUGGGUGUAUCAUAAGCCAUUUAAGCCUAAUCAAUCCUUACCUGCAAUGUAUUUGGAUCUCGUGGAGUUUGCAGACCACCCUUUGCACCCUUCAAACAGACCUGAACUAGACUCGGGUCACGUGAAAAACGUGACAGAAUCAGUAGAGCAGUCACGUGAUACAAUUACAAGCUCUCAACUAGACGAACAAAUUUCAAACCGAACAGAAUUGCGCAAAAAUCGGAGAUCGCAGCUUGGAUGAACUUCACCCUGUUGGACAUGCUAAAAAUUGAUAAUGCAACACUGAUAUAAAUCUAUUUGAAUAACUAGUUUUUUUAUGACUAA
Messenger RNA from Symsagittifera roscoffensis, 958 nucleotides. RefSeq names its product ATP synthase subunit C lysine N-methyltransferase-like. The record is from RefSeq and is a predicted model, not a curated record. Bases 15 to 875 code for a protein of 286 amino acids. Gene Ontology annotation, molecular function: protein-lysine N-methyltransferase activity. Lineage: Eukaryota; Metazoa; Xenacoelomorpha; Acoela; Convolutidae. Gene Ontology annotation, biological process: positive regulation of proton-transporting ATP synthase activity, rotational mechanism; regulation of mitochondrial ATP synthesis coupled proton transport; peptidyl-lysine trimethylation. Gene Ontology annotation, cellular component: mitochondrion. The transcript is spliced from 3 exons.